Symsagittifera roscoffensis is the source of this 3935-nucleotide messenger RNA. Its product is annotated as nonsense-mediated mRNA decay factor SMG7-like. Gene Ontology annotation, molecular function: telomerase RNA binding; telomeric repeat DNA binding; protein binding. The transcript has a single exon. Gene Ontology annotation, biological process: nuclear-transcribed mRNA catabolic process, nonsense-mediated decay. Gene Ontology annotation, cellular component: telomerase holoenzyme complex. Bases 213 to 3641 code for a protein of 1142 amino acids. NCBI's taxonomy places the organism in Eukaryota, Metazoa, Xenacoelomorpha, Acoela, Convolutidae. The record is from RefSeq and is a predicted model, not a curated record.
AUGUCUUGAAUGACGACUUGCCAAGAUUUUCUGCCCAGACGGCCCUCUUGUCAGCGGCCCGCAACCCCUUCCCAGGUCAGAUCGUCAGUGCCUCCUUGACAGAACCCCGCUAUUGGCACCCAGAGAUCUCCGAUAGCCGACUCAGAUCCUCAAAAUCCAACUCUGAGAAGUGAAAGGUGGGAUAGAUUAAAGAAGCGAGAAGCUUGAAGACGAUGGCAAAAAGUAGAAGCAAAAGCACAGUGGAGCUGCUAAAAGAUGCAGAUGACCUCAAGAUUCAAUUGAAAGACCAGCUGGAGCUUGAAAAUAGCGCUUUGACAAAUUUGCGCCAUCAGUUGCAGUUUAUAUACAGACAAGUCUUACUUGAUGACCUUGAUUUCGCGAUUGGAAGGAAAGUUGACAUUGAAUUAUGGAACAAUUGUUUUCGACAGUUCAUAACUGCGAAACAGCAGAAGUCGAAGGAUCGCAAGAAUCCGAAAAGGGCGGAAGCGCAAGCUGCUUUGACGUCGUUUUUGGAGUCUUCUAAUGGGUUUUAUGUUCUGAUGUUACAGGAGAUGUGCUAUAAAUUCAAACUAAAGGACGUUCCAGGUUUCGCAGACUCAAGAACAUUGGGCUUAUUUGCAUCUGACUGUCAAGUCGCAAGUGGUAAUGAUGUUUCAAAGAUACCAAAAGCAUCUUCAUGUCAAUAUAUAGUGCAGGACUGUUUGAUUCAUCUCGGAGACAUUGCGAGGUACCGAUGUUUGGUAGAACAAGCGAAGGGUUACUAUGAAAACGCGAUUCUGCUGGGACCGCUGAAUGGUAGACCAUAUAACCAACUGGGGAUCAUUCUGCAAACUAAAAAUGAAGAUCUUCUGUCCACGUUUUUCUAUUUGACGAGAAGCCUCACUGUGAAACAUGCUUUUCUAGGGGCUGUAGCGAAUCUGACGACAACGUUGACAAAAAUGUCUCAAUACGAGGUUCCUGAAAAGCUGUUAGCAGAAAAGUCGGGGCCCGAUUUAAAUAUUUUCGAGCAAGUGUUCUGUUAUUUCAAUGCUUUGGUUUUCUUUUCGCAAGACAUUGGCUUUGCGAAAGACGCAAAAGAUUAUAUGACCACCAACUUUUUGUCAGUUUUCAGCGAAAACUCGGGAACAGUUUCGUGGAAGUUUCUGGUAAGAUUAGUUUACGUGUUGGUGUUUAACAUUUGGUCAAUUUUGCAUUCUGGAGAUUCCAUUUUGGCAAAGUUUGCAGUUGAUUCUCGGCGUUUUGAUUCCGCGGAGCUUCCCUCAGUGGAACAAGGUUUUCUAUCGAUUGCACUUGAUUUUAUUUUCUCUACUUUUGGAGUUUUCUUGAAGAAGUUAUCAGUACCCAUCGAAGGAAAAGCGUUGGUUAGAAGCCCCAUUUUGCCCGCAUUGAAGAUCUUGACCGAUUGGAUAAGUCAAAACUCAUUUGUGAUGAGUUUCGAAGAGUUUGAGAGACGCGAUUUCAUCUGGCCCCUUCUGGUUAAUGUUCUCAACUCAAUCUCGAAAGCAAGCGAAGACCUAAAUGUGAAUUUGGAUGAAGUUUUGAAUUCUAAACCUUUGCCUGAAGAUUUUGAGGUGCAAGGAUACCUUCCGUUGCGAGAAUCACUGAGCAAGUUGUCCUUGCCCUGUAAUAGCAAUGGUGUUCUGAAAGGCUCCGAUGCUAUCAAAGAGAGAAUUAGAAGAAUUUGCCUGAAUGGAGAGAAAUUUUGUGAGCUACGGCCUAAAAUGAUGGAAGCAGUUUAUGUCAAUGGAAAGCUGUGUUUUGAAACGCUUGUUACUGCUACGGUUGACAGAGACGAAAUUGAGUCGAGAAAGCGAUUUUUCAGCAAAGAUAGAGUUAAUAGAGGUCCCCAAAAGUGUGAAAACAAACCGAAAUCUGGAAGCUCGGCGGCUCAAUCAAAUUUUAGUAAGAAUACAACUACUACGAAUGGCGCGCUAGCUCAGAAGACAUCUUCAAAUAAACCCAAUUUUUUAGAAAAAGGAAUUGAGCAAGAAGUAGAUCAACCAAUAGCUCUCAAUCAGCAGUCAUUCAAUUCUAACUCUCUGGAUCGAAAUCGAAGCAAUGGAUCAAAAAAUGUCACCUUCGGAGUGGAACCGCCCAAGACUAUUGAUCGUACUCCUUCGCCUUCUAAGAAUGUGAAUGUGAUGUCUGACAAAGACUUCCCGAGUUUGGAAAUGAACCAAAGAAUAGGAGACAGGUCCUCAUUUAACCGACAGCCAAGUUUCUUGCUGCCUACUAACACGCCAGUCAUUCGUGCUCCGGUGGCGCAAGGUCCUCGUUUCUCGUCGCCAAGAAUGGCAAUGAGUUUCCCGGGGCUGCAAAUGAAUCCAAACAUGAACCAUUCUGCAGCUUCUCAGAACCAAAUGCAAGAACAGAAAGAUGCACAUUCGCCACCAGGUGUUCCAAGGUAUUCGCAACAAAAGCGUGAGCCGAUGGUCAAUAAUUUUCUAAAUAUGUCGAAUUCUGGAGUGAUCGGGGGUGGGGGUGGCGUUUCGAGUAAUAAUCGAGGAAAUAACAGCCAGUCCGAGUCGCUGUUCCCAUCGGCAGUUUUGCAACCAGGGUUGUUUCCGCCGUUCCCGCCUCCACCGUUGCCGUUGGAUGCGAUACCAAACCAGACAAGAAUCGCAAGCAACAAUAAUAAUUCAGAAGAUCCGUUUAUGAAUUUUGCGCCUGCAAAUGUUCAAAGCAACAAUAACGCUAUGCAGCCAAAUAAACCAAUGCGAAUGAUGAGUAAUGAUCAGUUUCCGCCGUUUCCUCCGAACGCGUUGAUGAAUGCGUCCUUCCAGAAUGUCCCGAAACAGCAGAAUAAAAACAACAAUAUCCAGAUGAAUGGCAACCAGAGGCAAAAUCUUAACGGCGCAAAUUUUGCUAACAGUGUAAGUUUAUUUGCCAAUAACGAGAACUCUCGAAGAAUGAACGAAGGAUCGGUGAGUUCGUUUCAAGGUAAAAAUGAUUCACACGCUCCUCCAGGUUUCGACUCCUUCUUUCCCGCUUUCUUGAAUAACCCUCCCCCUCCCAGUCAGCCGGUUGGUGACUCCAGAAUUACAAGUGAUAGAUUUCCGCAGUUUAUGAAUCAAUCAUUAUCUCGGCAGAAUUCUAUGAAUCAAGACAUGAACCAAAGGAGUUUUAUCGCGAAUCCAGGGAAACUGGUUCGAAACGACAGUUUUCCAGGAAACUCUGGAGGAAACUUCCAACGCCAGGGUUCAAAUCCAACCUCCUUGCCGAGCUUCGAUCCAAUUUGGUCGAAUAGCCCUAUAUUUGCAGGACUAAACGGUAUAAAUAAUAAGAACCCCCCUGACCUGAUGUCGUUAGAUACUCAGAAACCCUUAACCACCAACAGUAACAUGGGAAUGCAGCAACACAUGAUGAUGAAUAAACAGAAUUCCGGGUCUAGUAUUGCGCAAUCGCUUUUCGAGUCGGCAAACUUGCAGAACAGCCCAAGUACAGUCCAAAGAAAGAAUUCGGACAGCGAUGGAAAUAAUCUGCUGGCUGGACUGUUCGGAAAUAUGAACACAUUUGACAGAAAUGCAGCGAAUGUUCCGGGUCCUAGUUUCAACGAUUUCAUGCGUUCGCAGGCGCGUCAGCAGCCCAACAUGCAAAAUCAACAUGCGUUUAUGAAUUCGCGCUUCGAAUCAAAUGGCUAACAUCAAAAAUUAGGACUUCUUGGAUGUGAGAAAGUUGGAGCUGAUGUUUUGGAGACGUUAGAAAGGUUUAGUCAGAGGAUUCGUGAACCAUCAUAGUAUCAGUGGAUGGAAGAUUUGUUCCCGAGCGUGGUUCUUGUAAUAAUGGAACGAGUCUGUUGAAAUACAGUUCAAUCAGCAUUCGACUAAACCAUUCCUGUGAUACUUUAUUAUGAUUGAAGCUGUCUAAGAUCCAAAGCGAUCCAAGACUCGAUGCAGUUUAAGAUCUGAAACAUAGGCAAUGAAACGGUUGUAUAA